Suillus bovinus is the source of this 830-nucleotide messenger RNA. RefSeq lists its product as uncharacterized. The transcript is spliced from 5 exons. NCBI's taxonomy places the organism in Eukaryota, Fungi, Basidiomycota, Agaricomycetes, Boletales, Suillaceae. Bases 166 to 630 code for a protein of 154 amino acids. The record is from RefSeq and is a predicted model, not a curated record.
GGGCGAAGCCUUAUGUUAGACAAUACCUACAGAAGACCUAUCGCACUAUCUUUCGAAGUGGGGCGAUUUGAACAAGAUCAAAGCUAUGUAUGAUUGGUAUUAUUAGCUAAGUGCAUCAACCAGGAACAUUGAGAAUUGGCCCGAUACCAGUGCCGUCUCUCGUUCAUGCCGAAAAUACCCAUCUCCGCAAUGCAUUCCACCACAGAAAACCUACCUUGUGCUUCAAACGAGUCAUGUUUGCCUCUCAUCGCUACUCCACUGAGUCCACUCCAAGAUACGAGUGCGACACCCUCUACUCAUGUUGAUGGUGCUCCGCUGCUAAGUCUCGCACAACCACCGAACCCAAGAAGUUGCGUUAUCAUCAUACAGAACAACUACAUUGCGGAGGGGGGGACCAUCAACAUACUUUCAAGUCACUGCAACGGUUCUACCGCGACCAAGUUAGAACACGUCGGAAUGGUUGCAGAGCCCACACCUUUGGACCCUCCAUUGGUGACUCAGCCAGAGCCAGCAGCGCACGGUUGUGAAAGCAUAGUGUUGAGCGGUAACACGUUCGGCGAGUGCGUCAUGAUAAAUAUAGGAUCGCCAAAUUGCACUGGAGCUGUUAAACAAACCGCUCUCGCGUCCUGAGAUGACCGCAACAGUUAGGGGGGAGUUUAUUGCAAUUUUUCUUGAAAUGUAUUCACCUGUAUAUACAUGUAUGACAAGAUGUAGUUCACUGGCGAUUUUAAAAGAAAAGUUAGGACGAACUGUACGCACCUAAGCUUAGCGCUCCUGGUCAUUUCGACUCAUUUGCCUUCCCAAAGGUAAUAAUGAGCUCGCAAUAAAGA